Molecule: messenger RNA, 1488 nt
Organism: Eimeria acervulina
Lineage: Eukaryota; Apicomplexa; Conoidasida; Eucoccidiorida; Eimeriidae
Product: RNA binding protein, putative
Exons: 6
Coding region: 1-1488 (495 amino acids)
Molecular function (GO): RNA binding
Source: RefSeq, a predicted model, not a curated record
AUGUUUGUCCCUGUACCUUAUAGCCGCUCUGAAGGCUCUUCGAUGCCUCCUGCUGCUGCUGCUGCUGCUGCUGCGCUGCUGCACGGUGGGCUGCCGCUGCCGGGGGGCCCCCCAGGGGCCCCCGUACCCUUUGUCUUAGCCCCAGGGUUUGCUGCGGGGGCCCCGGGGGGCCCCCCUAUAAUUGAAAGAGAGCCUGUCGAUGUAUGCAAGCUUUUCGUCGGGGGGCUUAACCCUAAUACGACUGAAGCAGAGUUAGAAGACUACUUCAAGCAAUAUGGAGCGGUGCGGAGUGCGGUGGUGAUGUUCGACCGCAAAUUAAACAAAAGCCGCUGCUUCGGCUUCGUGACGUUCAACACUGAGAAAGAGACUCUCAGGGCUCGCAGUGGGGGGCCCCCAGCUGCUGCUUUGGGGGCCCCGGGGCCCCUUGGGGGCCCCCCUUCGGGUUUGGGGGCCCCUGGGCCCCUUGGGGGCCCCCUAGGGCCUCGAGUUGAUCCUGCUGCUGCUGCUGCAGCAGCAGCAGCAGCAGCAGCAGACACAGGAGGCCCUCUAGAUGAAACCGAUGAAAAAGAAUGUAAAGUCUUCAUCGGAGGUAUACCCCCCAAUAUGACUACAGAAGAAGUACAGAGUUACUUCUCGCGGCGGUUCGGCAUGGUGAAGCGCGUCGAUUUUUUCUUUGACAAGACGACGGGCCGCAUGCGGGGCUUCGGGUUUAUUGUCUUCGCCUUCUCGCACUCUGCUAAGAUGGCGGUCGGCCAUCAUCAACUCAGAGACGCCCUCGUUGAAGUCAAGAAAGCUGUCGAUAAGGAGGAGAUGCGCAACCAAAGAGAGGCAGAGGCGAACAGCAGCAGCAGCAACAGCAGCAGCAGCAGCGGCAGCAGCAGUAGCAGCAGCAACAGCAGCAGCAGCAACAGCAGUAGCAGCAGCAGCAGUAGCAGCAGCAGCGGAAGCAGCAGCAGCAGCAGCAGCAGCAGCAGACCUCCGGCGCGGCGGCCUCCACCUUCAAGCCAGGGCGUAGUAAUGCGAUCGCUGCGCAGCAGCUACGGUCCUGCAGAUAUGCUGCCUUUUGAGAUGCCUAUACACCCGGUUGGUGGGGCAGCAGCAGCAGCAGCAGCAGCAGCAGCAGCAGCAGGACCGCCUAGAGGGCCUCUACAGGACCCUUACUCCGUUUUUCCUGCUGCUGCUGUUGCACCAGGUGUUGCAGCAGCAACAGCAGCAGCAGCAGGCGCUCCAAAUGCUUACGGGGGGGCUUAUUAUCCUGUAGCAGAUCCUCAGCAGCAGCUAGCGUUUGCUGCUGCUCCUACUGGUGGUAUGUAUCUAGCCCCGGGCUACGGCUAUGUUGUCUCGGGUGCUGGGCCGGAUGUCUACGGUAUGCAGCCUGCUGCUGCUGCAGAAGCAGCAGCAGCAGCAGCAGCAGCAGAUCCCUAUGAUGUUCAAGGAGCUAUGCGUGCUAGAGCAGCCAAACUACCUCAACGGACGCAGCCCUAUUAA